CUUACAAAUCAAUCCACUACCUUCAAGUUCCCUUGCAUGCUUGAACAAGCUUAAGAGCAGUCUCAGACAAUAAAUCUCAGUAUCCUAAUAAUGUGAAGUGAAGUGAUACCGUGAUACCUGACAGAGUCUAUAUUCAAUUGUGUACAAAAAAAAAAAAAAUAAUAAUAAAUAAUAUAUUUUUAAAGACAAAACAAUAAACUGUGAUUUUAAAUAAACUGAUAUUAUAAUUUGUAAUAAUUUUAAAUACUUGACUAUAGUGCAAUAUGGGCUUGAUAAAAUGGAUUAAACGGGAACUGGACUCAUCGAAUUCCUGCAAAAGACGCCAAAGUGAACCACCACUUUCGGGAAAUACUACUACCGAUCAGCUACCACGUGACGAGUCAUACGUUAAAGCUUUAUCAAAAUUCAAUGAAUGGCGACGAAGACAACAAAUUGGAGGAUCAGUACGUUUGUCUCGUAAGCAAAGUAAAAAGUUAAUCGAACGAAGAGGCCAAAGCGAACAAUUUUUUGAAAAAAGAUACCCAAUAACUGAUAGUAUUGAGUCUAAAAACAAAAUAAAACCUCUUGAAAAUGGUCUAUAUGAAGAAAUUCCUGUAAAUAUCUUGAAGCAAAACCAAAACGAUUUCAAUACACCUCCAAGAAGAAAUAUUUAUGAUAAACCUCCAAGCAAUCAGUCUUUUCCAAUAAUCGAUAGUAUCAAAACAAGAAGUCAAACCAACACAUCUACGAACCAAUCCAACGAUACACAAAUCUAUGAGAAUGUUGUUAUUGAAUUAAUUGAUCAAUGCGAUGGUAUCCCAGAUACAUUGGAUAUCAUAAAGAACUUUCUUAGUCCACCUGCUAAAUUUUUCAAAGAUAACUCAAAUCCAUUUGCUAAUGUUAAAACACCAAUAAGAGAGCAUAAUCAAGAAACAGAAGAGUCUUCCCCCAACGACGAUUGGGCUUAUGAAAGCCCAAGGAAUCUUCAGAGUCUUGAUGCACUUAGAGCAAACUUUAAACAAUUUGAGGCGGAUGAUAACCGGGGACGAAAAUCUAUUUCAAGUGAUCACAGAUUAAGUAGAAAUCCUCCGUACCAAACGGUGAUUAACAAACACGGCGAAGAAGUAGAGUAUGCUUUGCCAUUAAAUGAAAAGCUUGAAGAAGAAUUGGAAGAAAAACUUCUUAAAAGUGAGUCGAGAAUUGUAGCACUGAAUAAUACUUCAACCUAUCAACAAUACGUUGAGGAUAACUUUCAAUUUCUUAAUGAGAAUGAUCGACUUGGACUGUCUCGUGUUUCGGGGUCUUUUUCGAAUAAUCAAUUUCAUAGUGGAAACGUGCUUAUCACGGAUUUGGAUGGUACAAGUGUGGGAACAAAAGCAGCUGAUGAUCAAAAAAUUUUAAGAGAACACAAUUUAGUUCAUGAAUUGGAGAAUUUAGAUAUUUGGAGUCGAAAUAUAAGCAAUAAUAUUGAAAGAAGUAUUGUUAAAAAGAUAUCAUCCGAUAUGCAUUUCGAAGAAAUAAUAGUAUGCAACUCAAAUGAGGUCUCCGAAAAGAGUCCUCGCCAAGUGUUUGAGACCUUAAACGGAACUCUUCAUUCGGGAACAUUUCACUGUGUGCCCGUUACACAAUUUAAACCAAAAGCUUGUGUUUUUGCCAAUAGUACUCUUCAAUUAAAUUAUGAAGUUUUUCGUAAAAUUCGUCAUCCAGAUAUUGCUUUAUUGAUGGGUAUAACAGUGGACAAUAAGUGUGAUUUGGAUUCUUUAAUAUUGGAGCCUUUAGAUUAUUCUUUACAUCAUUUCAUUCAUCAAGAGGGAGGAUGUAUUCCAAUCUCAAUUUGUCUGCUUUACACCCUUCAAAUUACGAGUGCGGUAACCUAUCUACACAAACAUGGAUUGAUACAUUCGAAUAUUUCUACACACAGUGUAGUAAUGUGCCACUUGUCAAAGGCAGUUAAACUAACAUCGUUUGAAUUAACAACAACCACAAAUCAAGAAUUGAGGGAUGAACUUAUGGAAUUCUUUCAAAAUGAUAAAUAUGAAAACGAGUUCGCUACAAAUAUAAGCCAACUUCCACCUAAAUUACGCCCUUACAACAUAGAAUACCGAAAAAUGUUUUCAAAACAUAAUCAUCAAGCUCCCGAACUACUUUCCAACCGUACUGGGUUUGUGUUCCCAUUGAUACAAAGCGAUAUUUAUGGCAUUUGCUUGAUGCUCUGGGAAAUGCUUAAUUGUUCUAUUCCCUUCGCAGACUUUGAUUACGAUGAAAUGGCAAAGUUAAUUUACUUGCAAAAUGCCCAGCUUCCAAUGCUUAGAGAAAAUCGUCAAAAAUCAUUUGAUAAUGUACUAAAGUUGGGUUUGAAUAUGUUGGCCGAAAAAAGAAUUUCAGAUACAACUGAACUGACUGAAGCUCUUAGCGAAGUAUCACUUGAUUCGAAUGACAAAAUAGAUACAUCAUUUGAGGGUGAAAAAAUGAUUUCAAAGAAACACCCUUCAGAAGGAAUUUCAAGUUUAUUAUACAACAAAGGUUUCGGUCCAAUGAUCAGUGAACGAACAAGUACAAUUAAAAAACGAAAACAUAUCUUCAAAGAAGAUCGUUUGUCAGCUAGACAAUUAUUUGUCUAUUCACAAAUGAACAAAUCAAACGAACCAUCUGAAAUGUUGGUUCCUUCGCAAACAUCUUCUCCCAAUAGUCCUCAAUAUGGAUUCGAAAUUGGAGAAGUUUCUAUCCCCGAAACACCGAUUGCUCGAAGUAAUAAACUUCGAAAAACUGCAUGGUUAUCUAAUCAAUCCAUUUCACCGAUAGUUCAUUUGGAAAUAAAAUCAAACGAUGAUGAUGCAGCAAUCAAUCAGAUUGAAAUUGUAGAGAAAAAUAAAUACAAUGCAUUAAAAUCUGAAGACCCGUCAUCGAAUAAACUCUACAAUGUGAAUAUUCGAAUUCGGCCAAAUUCGAAAAAGAACAAAACACCAACAAAGAAAGAAGAUGAUUUGGCCCAGUCAGCUAUCGAAAAUAAUUCCAUCGAACAGGGACAGAAAAAUGUCUCCCAAAUAUCGGAUUACAUUAAAUUCUUUAAUCUUGUUUCGAAACAAAAUCCUAAGCCAGUAGUUCAUUCGCCAGCUAAAACUCAGUCACCGGUCGAGAACCUAGUGAAUUACAAUACAUCUGCAUCGAAACCAACACAGACUACAGAAAAAUUGUCAAAUCCAAAAUCUGAGCCAACUCCAGUUGAUCAAAAUAGCAUCAAUGAAUUCUUCUCAAGAAGUCAUGUGUCAUCGGAUUUCGAAAAUUCGUUAUGGCGACGAGAAAAACAAAAAUGCGACCAAGUUGUAAAAAAUCAGAGACGUAUAUCGGUGAAAGAUGCAGUUAAUAAAUUCGAAUCGUUUUCUAAAUCCAUAGUCAGUGAGUCAAGCUCACCAAAACUGAAGAAAAACAUUCAAUCAGGUUAUUCAAGCUCUGAUGAUAAAAAGAAAAUAAAUUCGAAUUUCGAAAAUUCGAAAAAUUCCGAUGAUUGUGAAAGAAAUAUUUCCAAAAUGAACGUAGUUUUGCAAAAUAAAAAUGAAAGUAUGAAAGCCAAUGAGGAAAAACUAGAAGAUCAAAUUUCAAAGCGCAAAACUGAUUCCGAAAGUACAUCUGAGCCUCUCGAACAUCCACCAAAUCAAAGUCCAAUGUUAACAUUGAAUUUCAAAAAGUUGGAUAGACGAGCAUCCGAUCUUGGAAGUUAUUACAUACGUCAAACACCAACGACAAGAGCACUAACGGCAAGGCAUUCCAUUUAUGGAUCGGAAAUAUUUAAGCGUCUUCGAAAACCAAAGAUAUCACCUGGAGUUGAAAAUGAAGAUAUUUCAGAGAAGAAAACAAAUAAGGCGGCAUUAUUAAAUACACCCUUCUUUCAGGACAAGAAUAAAGACUUUAAAAUUAAAGUUGGUAAAUUAACGUGUUUGAACUGCGGUCAUAAAUUAUUUGUUGUUGAUGACAUCGUUCACUCGAACACUGGUGAGGAUAUACAUAAUGAAACGUUUUCAGAACUGUUACUUACACCUUUGAAAAGGAAUUUUGGAUUGCAGCAAGUAUCCAAAUCCACCGAAGACUUUUACAUUGAUGAUGAUUUCUGUGAGGACAUAGAACUUUGUGCAAAUAUGGAACUUGGCACCCAAACUCAUCUUUCAGACUUUGAUUUUGAUAUUUUCUCAGCUGAAAUUUUUAAUGCAUCAGAAGAAGAAAAAACCAAUCAAAUUACGUAGGAAUACAAAGAUAGAAGUUUUUUUUUUCAUUUAUAUUUAAGCUUUUCUAAAAUAAUGUACAAAAUGU
Messenger RNA from Episyrphus balteatus (marmalade hoverfly), 4284 nucleotides. RefSeq lists its product as uncharacterized. Lineage: Eukaryota; Metazoa; Arthropoda; Insecta; Diptera; Syrphidae. Bases 264 to 4217 code for a protein of 1317 amino acids. Gene Ontology annotation, biological process: protein phosphorylation. The record is from RefSeq and is a predicted model, not a curated record. The transcript has 9 exons. Gene Ontology annotation, molecular function: protein kinase activity; ATP binding.